Molecule: messenger RNA, 4897 nt
Organism: Dromiciops gliroides (monito del monte)
Lineage: Eukaryota; Metazoa; Chordata; Mammalia; Microbiotheria; Microbiotheriidae
Product: toll-like receptor 3
Exons: 4
Coding region: 1164-2396 (410 amino acids)
Molecular function (GO): protein binding
Source: RefSeq, a predicted model, not a curated record
CAUCACAGAGGGAUGGAGUUUAGAUAGUGUACUAAGAAAACUUAAAAUGGCAAAGUUGAAAGAACAUUGGAUUAUGAGUUAGGAAAUAGUGUUUUUAGUCCUGAUUCUUCCACUAUCAAGUUGGUGACCUUAGGCACUUUGCUUCACUUCAUUUGUGCAAUGAAAGGGGGCUGGACUAGAUGAUCUUAGGGCUGAUAUUCUGCGAUUUUGACCAAUUGGACCAAAAACUUUUAUUUUAGGACCAGGAAUACAUAUACAGCCUAUCCUUUGAGAGGAAUGAAAGUUUUGCAUGUAGUUUUGAUUGGUUAGUUGAACAGGCUAACCUGUCUAAUUAUCUUUUCCCCAUGACACUUUAGUAGGGGACUAUAUUAGUUUGUGCAAAUGAUAAGCUAUCACACGGUUGACUGCAUUUUUAGGCCACUGCACUGUUACUACAACAAAGGCAUCAAGGUUGAGAAAAGCCCACUUAACAGGUUCUGACUUGUUCUUUGGCUACAAAUGAUUCCUUGUGUUGUCAUCUCUCAUCAAAGGCAACAUUUUCAUACAAAAUUUCAUUUUUCCAGUGUUGGCAAAGCUCUGCUUCCUUUUUAAAAAUGGGAAAUUCACACUGUCUUGAAGGGUGAGUAACAUUCUCAUUGCCGGAUUUUAUUUGAAAGAACUUUUGACAUAGAUGAAAAGCAUCAGUGACAAAGUUAUGCUGCCCAGAUGACCACAGAAUAAACUUUACCUCUACUAUCAAUCCAAGAUCUUCAAAAAUGAAUUAGUGUAUGUUUUGUUCAUGAAUGUUUACCAAUAGCAUUAUGUGGCAUGUUAGGAUAGCUGUCUUCUAAUCGAGCCUGGGCAUUGAUCUCAGAACUACUUUUUAUGAGGACUAAUUUGUCAUCAGAUUAUCAAUUUGUCAUUUGAUUUGAUAGUAUUUGGGGGGUAUUUUUUUAUUUUGCUAGUAAUAUAUGAACUUCUUUUAAUCGGUGGACUAAUGAAGCUUACUUGGUUCCAAUGUGUGCAAGAAACAGUUUUUUUGUUCUUCAGUUCCUAGUGAUUUUCCAGAAAGUCUGACUUCCAUUCUUUUUGUUAUAACGAAAGUAACAGUGAUCAAUUCAACUGUGUUCAAAAGUCCCAAUUUAAACUCUGUCACUAGUCUAGCCAUAGCCAACAGUGGGAUUAUGAGGAUUGAGCCUGGAGCCUUUUCUGCUUUUCAAAGUCUCAGCAAACUCAGUUUAUAUCACAAUAAUCUGACAACUGUAUUGGCUUCCUGGUUUUCUAAUCCAGGGCACUUAGAAAAUUUAACAGUAUCACUGAACAGCAUCAAGGAGGUAGGACCGUAUAUGUUAUCCAGUUUCUCCAACCUAACCACUCUUAAUUUGACAAAUAACAGAAUCCACAUGAUUGCAGUGGAAAGUCUAAGGAAUUUAUCAAAGUUGAAGUUUUUAGAUCUAUCUGGGAACAAUCUUUCUGUCUUGGAAAGAGAUAUCUUCAGUGGCCUCAGAUCCCCAUCUAUGAAACUGGGUCAUAACCCAUGGGAUUGUUCAUGUGAACUUCAAGAUUUUGGAGCCUUUCUGCAAGAGCUUCUCAAUGCUUCCCUGUUAGAAGAUGCUUCAUUUGUCAUUUGCCACAGUCCAACAACCCUAAAGGGAUUUCCUGUGUGGAACAUCUCAGACUUUGGCUGUCAGCCUGCCUUCCUGCCAGAAUCUCUGGGAAAUGCAGUGGAUAAAACAUUGGUCCUAGUAACUUUAGUCUGUGUAGUGUUACUUGUGCUCCUUUGGCUACUUCUGGUGCUUUGGAAGGUGAAACACAACACAGUACAUGGGCAGCCAGGUAAAGGAAUACCUGUCAGCACUUGUAGAAAAGAGUGUGUAAGGCCCUGGAAGAGAAGAGGGCAUCCUAAUAGGAAGAGACAAGUCACUAUUGAAGAAAUGAUUUCACAGAUUACAACAGUUGAACAACCUUCAAGGUCAGUCUUGGGAAGUUUGUCAAGCUCAGAACAUUCAAGAGGGAACUUGGGGCCCUCUGAACAGACUGUGCAACCCUCACAAUUAGAGCUUACUGGUGUGGAUUCAGGUUCCCUUAAUAUCUUUCACCAUUGCAGCAAGAAGAUCAGUGCCGCAGUGGAACUUUCAUGUGAAAGCACAUUUUGUAUGUCUGACCCUGUUAAGCUGGAUCUGAGUACAUUAGAAAUGAAUGGCAUAGAUGGAGAUGGUGCUUGGGUCGAGAACUCUGAGGCCCUGGAAUAUUUCACUGUGUCUGUAAAGAAGUCAAGUUGCCCCAGUAUUGAGCCCCAUGGAAUUGUGCAAAGUAGAACUCCCAAAUGUUUCCCUUUGAAGAGGAACCAGACAUGGCCACAGGAAGGUGGUAUAUGGAUUAAGGAACAAAGCCUCAGAACUCAGAAUCUCUGCUAAGGACUCUCAGGAUAAAGUCAGGAAUGCUGAAAUACAUGAGGACCUACAAGGUGAUCUGCACAUGAAAGAGAAUCCUAAACCUCUGUCUAAGAGAACUUCCAAACCAAGACUCACUCAGAAAUUGGCCUAACUGGGUAGAUAGCAGAGAACAAAGAAGCUUACCCACAGGCAGGGGAAGGUGGGGCAAGAUGGACCCUCAUCCCGUUUGUCACUAAGACUAGAAGUCUCCCCUAUAUCCUCACUGGAGGAUAUUCAGUCCUUUGAAAAGAGUCAAGCCCUCAUCUAUGACCUGCAUAAGGGUAGAGAACCAUGGUAGAUGGACUCAGGAGCAUUGGAAGCAAAUUCAUCAACCAAGAAGAGUUGGCCCCAAAGGGUCAACAUCUUCCACCUCCUUCCUCAUUGAUAAGAUAGAUUAGGGAAAUUUCAGCCACUCAGCUAAUGUAGAGUAGUAUGGGUGAUUCUACCCCCCCGGACUGAACUAUUCUUUUUGAUAAAAAGGAUGAAUUAUGCUGACUCUUCUCUCCCUUUCUUCAUUUUUGACUUAAAUGUUAACCCAAAUACCCCAGUGUACAAGCUUAUGCUCUUUGCCUGGGUUAUUUUCUCUGAGUUUAAACCCAUUUACACUGCAUUUAAUAAACACUAUUGGAGCAAUUGUGUCAUGAGUUUGAGAGCUCACUUCCUUUCCUCCACCAUCUUAUAAUAAACACUAUUGACUCGACUAACUACAUAAGCCUUUAGCUUCUUGGUCAAAAGUUAUUUUGUUUGUUCUAUAGUGACAAUCUCAUCUCUAGUAGUCAUUUUAAGGGGUGGAAGUGGGAUAGAGCUUUUGGAUGUUCAAGGCAUAUUUAAAUGUUUUUUGAAAUGCAUUGUCCUAUUACAGAAAUCUAGACGCUAAGCAGCAGGUUCAGAUACUAGAUUUUGUUGUGAAAAUAUAUACUAUUCAUUGUAUAAAGUCUUUUAAAAGUUUGAUGUAAUGUUAAGAAAUUAAUUUUUUAUGUAAUAGUAUUUGAAUAAAGACAACUUGAAGCUUAGAGUUCUAUUUACAUGUUCAUUCUAAAGAUAUUCCUGUUAGCAAUAGCUGUUUCAAGUAAGUUUGUGAACUUCCCCUGGAAAGUGGAUAGUCAAACUCAGGUUCUUUCUAGUACUAAGGAAUCUCUGAGUCUGUAAGUAUCAAACUAUUUUUGAUUUUGGUGAAGUUGUUGUCAGCAUCUCUUGAUACCUGUAUGGUUAGGGUCAUUUGUAAGGCAGAAGAGGCAGGUAUGUGUCUGGGAAAGGGUAAUCACUUGCACUGAGCUCAAGCACUACAGAGUCUGCAUGUCUUAAGAUUUCUGUCAAGUUUUAGUCUUGGUAUUUUUUGUUUGUUUGUUUUUGGUGGUUUGGUAGAUUUCUUUGUUUAGACCUGCCUUUAACCAAGGCUGCAGUUUUAACAGCAAAAACCACUUCACUUCUGAGGAUGAACAGUAAGUUACUAUACUAAUGGUGGUAUGUUACAUGUGUGUCCCAGUAGAAUCGAAAUUCACUGUCUUCCUUUGUAUUAACUAGUAUAUCAUCAAGAAAUUGAAGUUCUAAGCAAAUGAAUUUUUAGAAGCUUAAGAUAAAAAUACCACCCAAAUAAUAAUUUGUAAUAACAGUGUAUAAGUCAGGGGGCAGCUAGGUGGUGCAGUGGAUAAAGCACCAGCCCUGGAUUCAGGAGGACCUGAGUUCAGAUCUGGCCUCAGACACCUGACACUUACUAGCUCUGUGACCCUGGGCAAGUCACUUGACCCUCAUUACCCUGCAAAAAAAAACCCCAAAAUAAAUAACAUUACAUAAGUGAGCAUACUUAGGAAGAGUAUUUUCACUCUAAUUUCUUUUGGCUUUACUAUUAUUUUACCAUUACUAAAAUAUCAGAAUCUUCCCCUCCCCCCCCCAAAUAUUACCUUAUCUGGCAGAAUUAAAAGACAAGAAUUUUAUUUCAGAGCAAAUAUUAAUGUGUUCCACAGUGUUUAUCUAUUGAUUCAAACUUAUUAGGAAUGUCAGUUUUUAUAGGUUCUCAGGAAUAGAAGUUAGAGGUCACCUUUAUGUCAAUACUGCAAUGAUAUAGUUAUCUUUGUAAGUGAAUUCUUCAUUCCUACUCUUUACCUUGAAAAGCCCAUUUAAUUAGUAACAUGACAGCUUACCAACAGAUGCAAAGACUCUAUUUUGAAAGUUCUCUUUAGCUCUAACAUUGAUUUUAUAUGAGACAUAUAACAGCAUUUGUUAUUGGAAAUAAUACUUAAGUAAAAAAUGUAGUUACUGAAUAUAUGUGUGUAUUUAUGUAUAUAUGUGUGUAUCUAUAAGUGAAUACACUAUACUUUUUCUGUACACAUUAAAACCUUGCCAGCACAAACAAAUUUGGCCUGUCAGAGUAUUUUUUUUUUUUUGCGGGGCAAUGGGGGGUUAAGUGACUUGUCCAGGGUCACACAGCCAGUGUCAAGUGUCCGAGGCUGGAUUUGAACUCAGGAACUCCUGAAUCCAGGGCU